UCAACCAAACGUGCGCUCGGGGCUGCUCGUCUGCUUGGCCGUCUCGUGCCGAUUUGGCCAUUCCACGCAGCCACAGUCAUGUUCCGCAGAGGGGUUUCGUGCAAGAAGCCUUUUUGAACGACACGCCGUAGUGGUUGGCAAACUUGGCUAAGAAUAAGGUUAUUCCAACUGCAGCCUGUACACACUUGUGCACAGUUCUCUUUGGCUAAGGCAACAACGUAAAGUGCAAGUAUGCAGCUGCAGGUUAUGAUCCUUCGUUAGAAUCCUGACCGAUUGGCCUGGAGAAGCCUCUUCUGUCACAUUUGAGGAGACUCAAAUACUGUACUUGAUGACUAGCUCAAGUUGAGCAUCACACCACGUGGGAAGAGGUGAUUCUGUGUUCGACUCAGUGUUCGAGGCAAUGCCCUGAAGAUCGGGAAUCGGAAAUCGGUACGUCUAUCGCUGACGCCCCAUUAAGGGCAUAACAAAAUAUCUGAUGAAAGUCGGCUGCCUAUCUUUCAGACAGCCUUAUGCUGGUCUGAUAUUAAAUGGCCUGAAGACGGUGGAGACUCGGUGGAGACCUCUCCUGACUGACUAUCAGAAUUGCAGCCUGGCCAUUCAUGUCGCACAAAGGGAUUGGGAGGAUCUCCAGUGGAGGGACGUCCUGACUCACUCACUGGGAAUGAACGAACCCCAGGUACAGGCCUUACUGGAGGAAGGGGAGAAGUUUGGCAGAGGAGUGAUUGUGGGUUUAGUGGAUGUUGGAGACACAUGGCAAUGCCCUGAAAGUUUGUGUCCGGAUGAAAUGAGAAAGUUGGAAAAUCAAGCUCUCCUGCGUGACCUAGAACAGAAAUACCUCACCACCAUGUCCAAUCCUAGGUGGCUGCUUGAGCCAAUUCAAGCUAGGGGACACAAAGAUGUAUGGAUGGUAGAUAUCCCCGAAGAGCUGAUUCCUUGAAGACCAGUUACAGAAGAGAUGAACUCUUCCAAUAUUCAGAACUAUUGGGAACACAGCAAAAGAAGAACAUGCAAGCAACAGCAUGCAUCAAAAAUAAUACUUUAAUUAUUUUAGCAGUUUUGCUUGAUGUGUAUUCUUACUGUUUUAGUAGAUGUAUGCAACAUAAUAAAGUACCAUUAGCUAGGUAGGGACUUUGCAAAAGUGCUCUCAUGUUAUUGAAAUUAAAUGCACAAAAAAAUCUGUAGUUCAAGUGCAGUUA
This is a messenger RNA of Callorhinchus milii (elephant shark), 1196 nucleotides long. Its product is annotated as endothelium and lymphocyte associated ASCH domain 2. The record is from RefSeq and is a predicted model, not a curated record. Lineage: Eukaryota; Metazoa; Chordata; Chondrichthyes; Chimaeriformes; Callorhinchidae. The coding region runs from base 476 to 937 and encodes 153 amino acids. The transcript has 4 exons.